AUGAUUCGCAACUUCCGCCUGGCCAUGGCCCAGAUGAACCCCACCGUGGGUGACAUCGACGGCAACACGGCCAGGAUUAUUGAAUACGUGGAGCAAGCCCGGGAGAGCCAGGCAGACUUGGUCGCCUUUCCCGAGCUGGCCAUCACCGGCUACCCGCCGGAAGACCUGCUGUUCAAGACGUCCUUCCUGCAGGCCAACGUCGAGGCCAUGCAGCGGGUGGUUGCCGCCGCCAGGGGCAUUGCCGUGGUGGUGGGCUACGUGGAAGUAGGCGACUCGGCAACGGGCGUGGACAUCGCCAACGCCGCUGCUAUCGGCUACGACGGCCAGUUAAUCGACAGCUACCGCAAGAUGUAUCUCCCCAACUACGGCGUAUUCGACGAAGAUCGCUACUUUCGCCGGGGCGACGAGUGCCCCGUGUACCGCAUCAACGGCGUGGGUGUGGGCGUCAACAUCUGCGAGGACAUCUGGUAUCCGGUGGGGGCCAUCGCGGUGCAGCGGGAGGCCGGCGCCGAACUGAUCGUCAACAUCAACGGCUCCCCUUUCCACGCUGGCAAGAGCGCCCACCGUGAGAAGAUGAUCGGCACCCGCGCCGCCGACAACGGCCUCUUCGUGGCCUACCUGAACCUGGUGGGCGGGCAGGAUGAACUGGUAUUUGACGGCGCCAGCCUGGUCUGCGACAUGACCGGAGACGUUUGUUGCCCGCAGCCCUGCCUUUUACCGAGGAAUUGCUGGUAA
This is a messenger RNA of Geodia barretti, 735 nucleotides long. NCBI's taxonomy places the organism in Eukaryota, Metazoa, Porifera, Demospongiae, Tetractinellida, Geodiidae. The record is from the annotation of a GenBank genome assembly.